Messenger RNA from Fonticula alba, 321 nucleotides. RefSeq names its product 4a-hydroxytetrahydrobiopterin dehydratase. The transcript has a single exon. The record is from RefSeq and is a predicted model, not a curated record. Lineage: Eukaryota; Rotosphaerida; Fonticulaceae. Bases 1 to 321 code for a protein of 106 amino acids. Gene Ontology annotation, molecular function: 4-alpha-hydroxytetrahydrobiopterin dehydratase activity. Gene Ontology annotation, biological process: tetrahydrobiopterin biosynthetic process.
AUGGCCGUCCCGACCCUGCUCACCGCCGACGAGCGCAGCACCCACCUUGCUCCCCUGCUUGCCAAGGGCUGGACCAUGGUCGAGGGGCGCGACGCCGUCAAGAAGACCUUCCUCUUCAAGGACUUUGUCCAUGCUUUCGGGUUCAUGUCUCACGUUGCCCUGGUGGCCGAGUCCAAGAACCACCACCCGGAGUGGUUCAAUGUCUACAACCGCGUGGAGAUCACCAUGUCCACGCACGACUGCUCCGGCCUCUCCUUCAACGACAUCAACCUGAUCAAGGUCAUCGAGGAGGCCGCCACCGCCGCCGGCGCCAACCUCUAA